CGCCGCUCAUCAGUCCGUACAGCAGUGGAGGUGAGAGCGAGUAGGGCUGACGUCAGAACCUGCUCACAUGAUGAAGCCAGGCCGCCUGCCACACGUCAAAUCAGGCGGCGGCUCCCCCAAUUCUUCACCCUUCUUUGCUGAUUAGAAAACAAGCAGAGUCAAUAAGAAACCCGAGGUGGAGAUCGUUCCCCGAAAUCGGCUUCCUUUCUUUUCUCAUCUCUUUCGCUCUCUGUCUCUCUCUCUCUCUCUCUCUCUUUGCAAUGGCUUCGCGGGGCGGAGAGGUGCACUUUCGAGGGGUGAGGAAGCGGCCGUGGGGGCGCUAUGCGGCGGAGAUACGCGACCCGUGGAAGAGAGCGCGAGUCUGGCUGGGUACCUUUGACUCGCCGGAAGAGGCCGCCUCCGCUUACGACCAGGCGGCGCGCGCACUUCGCGGACCCAAGGCGAAGACAAACUUCCCCUCUCCUCCUCCGCCGCCUCCACCGCCUAUUCAUCUUCCGCUUGACUUGAACCAACUGCCGUGCCACCUCUGGCCCCACUACCCCCUUCCUUCGCCACCUCCGCCGCCUCCUCCAGCCACCCCGCUGCUUCUCGGAAGCUUCCUUCGACGCGAGCCUGCACCUCUUCCGGAACCCCGGCGGGGUCUUCCCUUCGAUCUCAAUGAGCCUCCACCGCCUUCCGCGGCGUCGCUUCUGUUCCAAUGA
Molecule: messenger RNA, 701 nt
Organism: Dendrobium catenatum
Lineage: Eukaryota; Viridiplantae; Streptophyta; Magnoliopsida; Asparagales; Orchidaceae
Product: ethylene-responsive transcription factor 12-like
Exons: 1
Coding region: 261-701 (146 amino acids)
Biological process (GO): regulation of DNA-templated transcription
Molecular function (GO): DNA-binding transcription factor activity; DNA binding
Source: RefSeq, a predicted model, not a curated record